UAUCAACUGAAAUAUGUCAGAUAGUUUUUGUCAAGAUUUUUUUUCCUCCCAAUUGAAAUACAUGAAACCAAAUCUACCACCAAAAUAUUCACAUUCCAAUCAGUGAAUCGUCCUUUCCCCGAUGGCCGAUGGCAAGAAACUCCACCAAUACCUCGCAGCCGUUUGCAUCUGCAUCGGCGCCUUAGGCACAGGAACAGUCAUAGGCUGGACGUCCAAUAUCACAGAUUACCUCAAAGAUGGCAAACUGAACGACCUGAGCAUGGGAGAUUCCGAACUGGCGUGGGCAGGAGCAAGCAUGCCCUUCGGAGCGAUGAUCAUGUGCUUCCCCAUAGGAUGGAUGGCCGACUGGCUGGGAAGGAAGCCUACCGUCCUGCUCACCAUUAUCCCUUUCACCAUCGGCUGGCUCAACAUACUAAUGGCCAAACACGUGGCCAUGGUCUACGUGGGGAGAAUCCUGACAGGCAUAGCUGGGGGCUCUUUCUGCGUUACAGCCCCUCUUUACACCAGCGAGAUAGCUCAAACGGAGAUAAGGGGCACUCUCGGCACCUUCCUGCAACUCUUCAUCACCAUCGGCAUUCUGUACAGCAACGUGCUAGGAUACGCUCUGCCAGUGUUCAUCUUCAACAUAGCUUGCCUCAUAGUGCCUUUGGUGUUCGGCAUCCUGUUCUUUUUCCAACCCGAAUCGCCGGUUUGGGAUUUGAAGAAAGGCUAUGAUGAGAAAGCGCAAAAGUCUUUCAAGCGUUUCAGAGGAGAGGAGUACGAUUUCACUGGAGAAGUUCAAGUUAUACGCAAGCAGAUCGAGGAGGAGAAAAACAUGAAGAACUUUUGGACUGCGAUGAAAUCUCCUGCUGCCAAGAAAGCUACUCUGAUUUGCUUCAUGUUGAUGUUCUACCAGCAACUAUGCGGAAUAAACGCGGUUAUGUUCUACAUGAAGGAGAUAUUCAUUUCGUCGGGAUCUUCCUUGCCUAGUCAUUGGUCCGUUAUCAUUGUCGGUGUCGUUCAAGUUAUCGCGACUCUGUUUGCUGCCUGGGCAGUGGAAAAAUUCGGCAGGAAGAUUUUGCUUCUGAUUUCCGGUGGUGUGAUGGCGCUGUCUACUUUCUUAUUGGGGCUUUUCUUCAGCCUGAAGAACCAUGAGGUACUCGAUGAGGACGGCAUAAAAACCAUCGGAUUCCUUCCAGUUUUGUCGCUGAUCAUAUUCAUCUUGGCGUUUUCCAUUGGAUACGGGCCUAUACCAUGGCUGUCUUCAUCAGAGCUCUUUUCUCCGGAUAUCAAAGCCAAAUGCAGCUCAGCAGCGGGCACAUUCAACUGGUUUCUGGCAUUGCUGGUAACGAAAUUUUAUUUGGAUGUAGCUGAUUCCAUGGGAAACGAUAUCACAUUUUAUAUAUUCACAGCGAUAUCAGUGAGUGGCGUGUUCUUUGUGAUGAUUUUCAUGCCGGAAACGAAAGGAAAGUCAUUUGAAGAUAUUCAACAAGAACUUGGAGGAGGUUGAAUUCAUUGCAAUUCAUUUAUCAGAUAAAUUUGAUGUAAAAUAAAUAUAAUUAUUGUGAAAAUGCGG
Molecule: messenger RNA, 1555 nt
Organism: Phaedon cochleariae (mustard beetle)
Lineage: Eukaryota; Metazoa; Arthropoda; Insecta; Coleoptera; Chrysomelidae
Source: the annotation of a GenBank genome assembly